UGAAGUUUUCUAGAACACCCUGUUUUGGCCAUGUCACUUUCGUCAUUGUUGUUUUAUAAGUCUACGCAAUUCUUCCACAUUUUCACUCUUCUAUGAAAACUUAUCAUCAUGAUCUUUCAAACCCAGAAACCAUUUUCUUCUUAUUGUUCAUUCAUCUUCUUCUAAAUCAAAAAGAAAACUCAGAAUAACAGAAAGAUUUCUUCUUUUUUUUCUUAUUCUAUUUUAAUAAAAAUAUAUCAUGUAUUCUGGGUCUUUUCUUUCUGGGUUUUAUUGUUGGGGAUGGGAAUUUUUAACUGCUCUUUUGCUCUUUAGUUGUUCUUCUUCCUUCUAAAACUCAAUUUUCGAUCUUUUUUUUCAAACCAAUUUUUAGGAAAUAAAAUUGAAAGAAAGUUAAAACAGGGUAUUUUUUAAUUUAAUUAGUUAUUUGAGUAAAUUAGGAGGUAAAUAUUAUAAUUGGGUAGAAAAAAUGGGGCAAAGGUCAAUUCCUGCGCCAUUUUUGACGAAGACAUAUAAGAUGGUGGAUGAUGAGAGUACAAAUGAUGUGAUUUCAUGGGGAGAGAAAGGUAUUACCUUUGUAGUGUGGAAAACUGCUGAAUUUGCCAAGGAUUUGCUGCCCAAAUACUUCAAGCACAACAAUUUCUCUAGUUUUGUUCGCCAGCUUAAUACCUAUGGAUUUCGCAAAAUUGUGCCGGACAAAUGGGAAUUUGCUAACGACAACUUCAAGAAAGAUCAACAAGAUCUUCUCUCCGACAUUCGCCGGCGGAAAACGACACUCACCGGAAAAAUCUCCGGCGUCGGUGGUUCUCAGUCAGUGUCCGGUGAUGAGGCGGGGUCCACCUCCACGUCAUCACCGGGAAGUGUUGAAAUUGCAGAUUUAUCAGGGGAGAACGAAAAACUAAGACGAGAUAAUGAAAUAUUGAGCUCGGAGCUAGCUCAGACCAAGAAACAAUGUGAGGAUCUAAUGGGCUUUCUUUCGGCCCAUUUAAAAGUGGGCCGUGAUGAAAUCAACCAGAUUAUACGAGAGGAGAUAGUGGACAAUCUUCCGCGUGGGCCCCCAAAAGAUGGGUUAGUUAGUGAAGGUGACUUUAAUGAUGUUAAUGAGAAGAAUGAUGAUGAUGAAAAAGAAGGUUUGAAAUUAUUUGGUGUAUGGUUGAAAGAGGUUGGUGGAAUUGAGGAGGGUAAGAAAAGAGGAAGAUGUUAUGAUUUUCAAGGGGACAAUAAUUCUAAUUUGGGAUUAAAUGGGACUCAAUGUCCACGAAAGGUGAUGAAAAUUCGUUGAAGAAUUCGACUAUCAAGUAAUAACUUUGGUUCAACUAUAAACUAAAUGUGUUUUAAACAAAGAAAAUCAAGGUUUAUGUAAGCAUAGUAGAUAGCAUUUUGGUUUAAGAUGUAUGUAUUUGUUAAUUUGUGUACUAAAAGUAGCAAGUUUCUAUUGGAUAUCUUCUGGCUAUUUUUUAAGAAAUUACCUGUGCUGGGAGUUCAUGAAGGCUCAUCCCUUUAAAAGUGCUGAAAAUGUAUAUAAUAUAUCAAGUAUAUAUAAGAAAUAAUAAUGGUGUACACCUAAUAUUAUAUAAGUACUUUAGUAUUUUAUUA
Messenger RNA from Beta vulgaris subsp. vulgaris (sugar beet), 1593 nucleotides. Its product is annotated as heat shock factor protein HSF24. Lineage: Eukaryota; Viridiplantae; Streptophyta; Magnoliopsida; Caryophyllales; Amaranthaceae. Bases 467 to 1279 code for a protein of 270 amino acids. Gene Ontology annotation, biological process: regulation of transcription by RNA polymerase II. The transcript has 2 exons. Gene Ontology annotation, molecular function: DNA-binding transcription factor activity; RNA polymerase II cis-regulatory region sequence-specific DNA binding. Gene Ontology annotation, cellular component: nucleus. The record is from RefSeq and is a predicted model, not a curated record.